AUGGAGGCGAAAAAAACGAAAACCGGAGAGAAGGAGUCGGCGACGAAAGUGACGCAAACGAUCGAGAAGAAGGUGAAGCGAAAGUGAGCGCCGCACGCAUUUUCACCGUAUUUCGAGCGUUUUCGAGCUUGCAGACGUGCUCAGCGAGCGCUCCUCGUGCCCGAGACGAAGAUCCGAAGCCGAACGAAGCGGACGUGGUGCGUCAUCGCGCACAUCGGAUCCGGCGGCUUUGGCGACGUGUACAAAGUGUGCGACGAGGCGAAGCCUUCCUACGUGCGUUGUGUGCGACGAUUCGGGGGGCCGCCUAUAUAUACGGUUUUUAGGAGUGUGCGAUGAAAACCGAAAUUCACAAUGCCGACCAGCGGCGUUUGAGUCUCGAACGGAGCAUUCUCAGGGAGAUUGACGGGUACACGAAGGCGCACAAAAAGGAGCGGCACUUUUGUGAGCUCAUCGACGCCGGUUCGACCAACGAGUUUUCGGUAUGAACAACCGGGGACCAGUUACAAAUAUCAUCGGUUUCAGUGGAUCGCCAUGACGCUCAUCGGUCCGUCGUUGGAGGACGUGCGUCGAAUGCUCGGAAAACAGUACUCGCGGCCGUGUGUCGUCAACAUGGCGCUUCAGAUUUUGGAGGUACGCUUUUGACGAACCUCGUCGGACCGGGUCCCAUAAAACGAUAAACGGUUGCAGGCGGUCGAAGUGAUGCACGAGGUGGGCUUCAUUCACCGCGAUCUCAAGCCCUCGAACAUUUGCACCGGAGUGGCGCCGGCCGACGAAAACGUACUCUACGUGCUGGACUUUGGAAUCAGUCGACGCAUUUUCAAGAACAAUAAGAGCAAGGAGUUGAGGGUCGGUUCGAGUUUAUCGAAAUGAAUCUAUCAUCGAUAAGUGUUCAGAAUAAGAGGGAGCGUGUGCCGUUUUUCGGCACCAAAAAGUUCUGCAGUCUUGCGUGUCAUCUGGAGAAGGAUCAGGGCCGGAAGGACGACAUGGAGACGUACUUGUACACGAUCCUCAACCUCUAUCACACCGAAAAAGGACUGCCGUGGAGCAGGGACAUGGCGGAGCCGAAGAAGAUUGUCGAGAAGAAGAAGGCGUUGUUUGCGAAUCCGCAGAAAGAGCUGGACGCGAUGAUUCCGGCCGUGUUCGCCAAAAUGGUCGCAUAUCUGGCGGGUCUGAAGUUUCACGACCCCGUGGACUACAGGUAUCCGAUUCUAGGGUUUAUCUGAAUUGCCGCUAAAGCUAUGAAAAAGUUGUCAACUGAUGAAAUGUUCAUUGGAAAAUUGUCUACAUUUUGUCUGUUGACAACUUGUUGAUAUCUCUGCCGACAGCUGAGAUAUACGGUAGGUACGGUAGUCGUUCAGAAUGCUCGAAGCGGAUCUUCAAUCGCUUCGAAAAGAGAGGGAAAAAGACAAGAAUUGCGAGUCGUCGGAUGAGAAAUUGAUGGAUUGGACCGGUCGGUUGGAGGCACUUUUGAAGGAGACAAAGAAGAAUCCGAAAAAGACCGAACAGCCGGUGGGUCCGCAUGCCUUUUGAGUGCAUAAAAGUGAGAUUAUUCAGAAGGGCGAGGAGACGUUGAUGUUCGAGAGACUUCAAAAGGCCAGGCAUGGGAGGUAGGGGUACGAUGGCGAGCAGUUGAAAGGAUGCAAUGAUUCAGAGAGAUGCAGUCGGCCGGCGCCAUGUCUACGGUCAACGAGUCGUGCAUGAAAACGAUGACACGCGAGGGCGAGCCGUCGGAAGCCGGUCCCGCAACGUCCAGGGAACCGGAGGUGCAGCCGAAGAGGAAAAAGAAGAGCAAGGUGAAGCUGUGA
Messenger RNA from Caenorhabditis sp. 36 PRJEB53466, 1805 nucleotides. The record is from the annotation of a GenBank genome assembly. Lineage: Eukaryota; Metazoa; Nematoda; Chromadorea; Rhabditida; Rhabditidae.